AUGGAACAUGCCCAGUCCCUAACAUCUUGCGGCGCCCAGCAGAUCAUGAAUUACGGAGAAAAUGGUGAUCGUCGACAGUUACUGGAUGCAAGAAUCACAGUGCUUGAAACUGAGCUGCAGUACGCAUGGAAGGCCCUGGAUUUGCUUUCGCAAGAAUAUUUGCGAAUCUGGGAGAGGCUAGAAAAAGUUGAACAACACCUAGCGGAGCAGCAUGGGAUGAUGGCGCAGCUUCUUGACUUACACGCUGGGGAAUAUUUUUCCGGUUGGCCGCAGCCACCACUGGAUCCCUCGGGAGUCAGUGAAGCGUUUUAUCGCAGCUUGAAUUAUGCUCAUGGCGACUGGUAUGCGUGUUUCGAUCCUGAAGCGCAGCGGUCAAUCGCUAAUGACAUCAAAGAGGCUUUGAUGAGUCCCGAGAGUCCGUCGAAGGAUUUCGGGAAUCAGGUUCAGGAUAUAUUUCCGACUCGAGACCAUCCAGAUUUUCCAGUUCAUGGAGCGAUUCGGGAAAGCGCUGGAGCGCAGUUGCCAGAAUCAUCCGUGUUCGGCAGUGCUAUGAGUCAGAAUAAUUUCCAGGAGCUGGACACUCUCAGCUCCACACUGCAACAAGACUCUCAGAACCUAAAGCAGUUGAGGGAAAAACUAUGGGGAGCUCCACAGCAAUAUCAGCAGGCGUCCCGAACUUUGCCGCAACCGAAUGUAAAAGACUUUUCAGGAAAAGAUCUAUAUGAUGAGGGAAAAUCUCUUGAAGAGAAGCUCAGGCAAAUUUAUCUUGAAGCCAGGGUUGAGACUUGGGCUUCAGUUGGAAGUAAUUCUGUGUCGCCUUUGACUGAAGUAAACAAAUUCCUUCCUGACGUUCAAGCUCAAGGAUCUCGUAUUCCCACCGGGUACGAAUCGGUGUCACCGACAUCACUACAGAUAGCGUCAGAUACAGGUACAACCAGAAGCCAAGCAAAAGUCCCCUACCACAAAAAGUCAAACCAAUCUUAUGAUGACCUGCGCAAGGAUGAUUACUCCGAGUUCUUUCCCAGUAGAAAACCAAUGACCUCCAUGUCAGCAGAAGCCAUCGAUCAGAUGGAGCAAUUUUCGACGCCUGAUCAAUUACAACCUACACGAAAAAAAUUAUAUCCUGAACCUUUUCAACAGUCUUCCAAACCUUGCUCAUCCGGAGGGGCGCUUGGCCCUUUGAAUUCCCCAUUAGAUUCAGGAAGAACCAGCAUUCAAAGUUCGCAUGCUCAAUUCAAAAACCAUCCUGCGAUCCAUCAAGCAAAUGAAUUUUCGUCCCAGUCAUCUUUGGGCCCGUUUGUCGACAUGAUCUCCGGCACCAUUCAAGCUAUAUCCCAGAAAUCCGAAGCGAAAAGCGGACACGCUGUACCCGGGAAAAAAGUCUCAGAAAAAGCAAAAAAUUAUGUUUCACAUAAAGGACAGCAAGAAUUUUCGGAUGUUCUCGAAAGAUCAUUGGCGGAAAUGGAAAUAGAGGUCAGAAAUUGCUUACAGGAAGCCGCUCAAAAAUAUCCCUUGGAUAUGAAUUCCAGCAGAAGAGGAUCUAAUCUUUAUGCUGAUGGCACCACCAGCCAGUCCUCAUCAAUGGAAAAAAUUUCACUUGUUCCUACGAAGAUUCCGUCUCCUCAGAAAUUGAAAUGCCAAGAGAUGCAGCAGCUGGGCGUUGAUUCUUACACUGGGAUCAAGUGUAGGCGGGGAAGCCCCGACCCUUUCGCCAUCGAGGAGAAUACGGCAACCCCUUGGCAAUCAUCUUCUUUGAACGAUAAAUCUGAACAUGGACCUAACUCGGCUCAGUGUCACAAAGAUCAUCAGCCGGUUUUCCCAGAUGCCAUGCUUUUAAGCAAGAAACCCGAGACACAACCAUUUGAGCAAUUGCAACCGGCUCCUUUGAGCAAGUGUUACCUUGACGAAAAAAACUGGCACCAAGGAGUUUCCAAGGAUGACAAAUAUAUGAACAACAAGUUCAAGCUUGGCAGGUUCGAUCAAAAUUCUGCAAAACACGAAAAUCUCCCCGGGGAGAGGCAAAUUUUCGAAGAAGGUGAAUCAAAGUCCAAUGACGGGAUUCAGAAGCAAAUGGAGGGUGCAGGUGACAAGGAAGAUCCAGAAGAACUCACGUUCAAUCGGCCGAGUACCAGCUGUGGAAAAAAUUUUACCAAAAGAAAAGCCCCAUUACCCCCAAGGUCUGCGAGUUUACAUUCCGAAAAUCAACUCACGAACGAUCAAGUUCCACUUGCCGUAAUUAUGCCGCUGGCGAAUGUCGCGCCCGUCAGCCACGUCACCAGGAGUUCAGAACCGGACACUGAAAGCUCAGGAUUCAGUCCAUGUCCAUCAAGCGCUGGUACUCCGGCCCUGGCAACCAGUAGCCCCCAGUUUAAACAAGGAUCAGGAUCGUCAUCGGCUACCUCAAUGAGAGAUUCGCCUGGAGAAACUUCUCAAUCCUGGAAAAAAACCAUCCCAGAUGAUGGUUCAGACGGCUCUCCCGCGCACAAGACUCAUUCCCAAAUGCAGCACCAGCAAUUUCAGACUUCUGCCAAUUCUUCUCUUCGCUCAGCUUCCGUCUCGGGCGUCGCAUCAACAACGUGUGGAUCAGCAACGCAAGACUCCUUCAACACGCGAACGAAAGGUGGGAAAAGAGGCGGAGGAGCAAAGCGAACAAUGAGUAUGAGGGCAGCAAUGAGUUCAGUUGGCCAUUGGAUGCCGUCCGUCGAUUUUACCAAAAGUAGGUCUUUGAGUUUGCCAUCCGUCACGAGAAAACCUGGAGACCCAGGUGGAGCAAAGGCAUCGAAGGUCCCUUCGAAAGAGGGAGUGGAAUCGAAACGACUUUCUUUCCGAAAGAAGAUGAGCUUCAAUCGCAGUCUAUUAGGGUCAACUUCAACCUUGAUGUCAGAGAUGCUGCAUAAAGUCAAAAAGAAAACCGGCUCCUGUCCAUCUUCGGAUGAAUCUGACGGAGAAACUCACGGGUUCGAACCGGAUGAAAGCUCGAGCAGAAUUUACCUGCAAGAGAUUGACUUGGACGAGCUUUUUCCAACAGUGAAGAAAAACUUCGAAAAAUCAGGCAAUGAACCCAUUUUCGGCCCAAACCUUGAGGAGUACGUAAAUGGACUUUUCCCAACGGUGGGAGAAGCACGGAAAACGAGCCCCCUGCCGUCUCCAAAAGAAACAAACGGCAGUCAAGGAGCAAAUUCCUAUUCAUCCACCAAUGUGGGCUACGCACAAGAAGACGCGCAAAAAUACCAGCAGCCAGGGAAAGAGCUUAGUUUUCAGAUUGUUUCAGGACCCUCUGAAUUUGUGGUGUCCAGAGCAUUGGAGGAAUAUAGAAAAGAAAAGCAGGCCUCGGUGCCGAAUCCGACUCUUGACAGCAAAGUUGAGAUAUUAGCUCCAUCUCCGGACAGUCCGAACUGCAAUCAAUCCGAAACCAGUGGAGGAACGAAGGUUUCAGAAUCUAUGUCUCCGCGAUCCGUUCCAGUGUCUCCAGUGUCCCCAAUAUCCAGAUCAGGCAUCCCAAGGAUGCUUAGCGUCGACUCUGCCAAUGCUCCUCGAGAUCGACGAAAGCUGGAAUUGAUGGAAGAGGCGCAAAAAUACGAGCAUGAAGCAUCUGCCAUCCAACCAAGUCUUGAAACCAGAGAGAAAAUGAAUGACGUGCUUGAGGAGCUCCUAAACCAAGUCCACGUGGAACCAACCGUAGAUAGUAUGAAUGCGGCAAAGAAACUUCAUAGGGGCACGACAUUUGAUCGUGAUUUAGAUUUGCCUAUUCUUGGCUCAAAAGUAUCCGGACAUCACCCUGGGAUGUCUGUACAAUACAACGAUAAAUUGCAAGACAUGUCGAUGACAUCCAGCUCAAAAUCUUCGGAAUCCGCAAUUUUUUCGGUGCCCAGUGACGCCAGCCGGCUCUGCCCGGGAACAGACUCUCGAGAAGCAUCCAUGGACGAUACGUCUAGAGAACCCUCAUCAGCCAUAUUUAUUUACGGUAUUGAGACCCCAGAUGAAAACAUAACAGUCGAUAUGGAGAGGAACAUCGUCAAGCUGCAUCCAGUUGGAAAAGUCCUUGAUAUGGACAUCCCGAAAGAGAAAUUGGCAGGUCUACAUACAGAUGUUUCCGUCGAAUCAGUCGACACCGAAAAACCUGAAUGCACUGAUUUAGAAAUUGACGAAGAAGCAGAAAAGAGUUGCUCUUCUGGAGACACAAGUGGUCCGGAUGAAAACCCACCGUGUUACACAGAUGAUGACGAAGAGCUUUCUGGUCGUGAUGCAGUAGUAAUGCCCCCUAAUGGUGCUUCAGAACCGCGUUUAGAGCCCAUUCCAGCCAUUGAGGAAAGUAAGGCCAGUGAACCGGACAAAUCUGACCAGACAACGGUCACUGUGACCAUAGAAGACGAAACAGCGCCGGAAGAGAGCAGUCACCUAGGCCAGGAAAUAAAUUUGGCUAAUUUGCCUCUGAUGGGCAAAAAUAAAUGGAAACUUCUGAAAACGCUAAAAGAGAAGAAAGAAGAUGCUAUGAAGAGUGUAGAUAUUCCGGCCGUGGGAACUCCGUCUGGGGGAGAAGGAGGAGGCACAGGAAGAGGAAGUGGAUUGCCUGGUGACAAUCCAUUUUAUAGCUACAUUGAUAGCAUGCCUGAAAUAAACCCCAGACGGAAGCAAAUCCCACUUGUCAGUGAACUUACUAUGGCAGCCACAAAGCGGAAUGCCGGACUCACGUCAGCUGUACCUCGCCCAACCCUGAAAGAUGAAGAAUUGAAAAUGCAUGUGUACAAGAAGACGUUGCAGGCGCUGAUUUAUCCGAUCAGCAGCACGACGCCGCACAAAUUCGCCCCGUGGACGGCGACCUCGCCGACCUAUUGUUACGAAUGCGAGGGCCUCUUGUGGGGGAUCGCCCGUCAGGGUGUACGAUGUUCCCAGUGCGGCGUGAAGUGUCACGAAAAAUGUAAAGCACUUCUGAACGCGGAUUGCCUUCAAAGGGCCGCCGAGAAAAGCAGCAAGCAUGGUGCGGACGAUAAGACCAACAAUAUAAUUCAAACCAUGAAAGAACGCAUGGAGAAGAAUGAAAUGGAGCAACCCGAGAUCUUCGAACUCAUCAGGUAUUCCCCCCACGUUUCUUCCGCGAGUAACUGCAAUGAAAAUAUUUAUUCAUUCGAGGCAAACUUUCCGUCCGAUAAAGUCUAUGUCUAA
Messenger RNA from Notodromas monacha, 5163 nucleotides. The record is from the annotation of a GenBank genome assembly. Lineage: Eukaryota; Metazoa; Arthropoda; Ostracoda; Podocopida; Cyprididae.